AUGUCUCUCUCGGCGGCGACAAUGCGGUCGCUUGGCUGUCGACGUCCUGUCCGUCUGGCGCGCACGGUGGCCAGUUUUGCGGCUGGUGGUUUUACGGCCGAGGCGCUCUCGCGGCUGCCCACGACCGUCGACGUCUCGUCCGACGGCUUCCGCGAGAACGCGCGGCUGAUGCGGGCGGCCGUCGAUCGGGUCGAGCAGCUGACGCGACAGGCCCAGCGCGGUGGCCCCGAUACGGCACGAGCAAAACAUGUGGCCCGCAACAAGAUGCUUCCGCGCGACCGCGUGGCCGCGCUGCUGGACGUGGGCUCGUCCUUUCUCGAGCUCUCACCACUCGCCGGCCAUGGACUUUACGGCGUCGCCGGCACUGCCGCCGAUGUUGCGGCUGGUGGGAUCAUCACAGGCAUCGGCCGCGUCGCCGGAGUCACGUGCCUUGUGGUCGCCAACGACAGCACCGUCAAGGCCGGCUCCUACUAUCCCAUCACGGUCAAGAAGCACCUGCGCGCACAGGAGGUGGCGGCACAGAGCCGGCUGCCGUGCAUCUAUCUCGUCGAUUCGGGCGGCGCCAACCUGCCGCUCCAGGCCGACGUCUUCCCGGAUCGCGACCAUUUUGGCCGCAUCUUCUUCAACCAGGCCCGUCUCUCGGCCGCCGGCAUCCCCCAAUUGGCCGUCGUCAUGGGUCCCUGCACUGCUGGCGGUGCCUAUGUUCCUGCCAUGAGCGAUGAGAGCAUCAUUGUCGACCGACAGGGCCACAUCUUCCUCGCCGGGCCGCCGCUGGUCAAGGCUGCCACCGGCGAAGAUGUCAGCCCCGAAGAUCUCGGUGGCGGCCGCAUGCAUUCGACCGUUUCCGGUGUCACAGACCAUCUCGCCGUCGACGAUGCCCAUGCUCUCGCUCUCGCCCGCCGCUGCAUCGCCGACCUCAACUACCCGCCUGCCGACAGCCCGUCCAAAGACGCUACUCCCCCUCUCUACGACCCCGACGAGCUGCUCGGCAUCGCCUCCACAAAUCUUCGCCAGCCUAUCGACCCCCUCGAGAUCAUCGCCCGCAUCGUCGAUCACUCUGCCCUGGCCCAGUUCAAGCCAGACUACGGUACCACUCUCGUCACUGGCUUCGCCCGCAUCCAUGGCCAUCGCGUCGGCAUUCUCGCCAACAAUGGCGUACUCCUCUCGGCUGCCGCUCUGAAAGGCGCUCACUUCAUCGAGCUCUGCGCCCAACGUGGCAUUCCCCUUGUCUUUCUCCAGAACAUCGCCGGCUUCAUGGUCGGCUCUGCUGCCGAGCGAGACGGCAUCGCCAAGCACGGCGCAAAGCUCGUCGCCGCCGUCUCCUGUGCCGCCGUCCCCAAGUUCACCGUCGUCGUUGGCGGAAGCUAUGGCGCCGGAAACUACGGCAUGUGUGGCCGUGCCUACAGCCCCCAUUUCCUCUGGAUGUGGCCCAAUGCUCGCAUCGCCGUCAUGGGCAGCGAGCAGCUGGCCACCGUCAUGGAAACUGUCGGCACCCGCAAUCCCGAUCCACAACUGCGUACUCGCAUCGAUGCUGAGAGCGAUGCCGUCUUUUCUACCGCCCGUCUUUGGGACGACGGCAUCAUUCCCCCUCAACACACCCGUCGCUACCUUGGCCUCGCCCUGAGUGCUGCCAUGGGUGGACGCAAUUGCGUCGCCCCCAAUGAGACCAAGUUCGGUGUAUUCCGCAUGUAG
Grosmannia clavigera kw1407 is the source of this 1692-nucleotide messenger RNA. Its product is annotated as methylcrotonoyl-carboxylase beta mitochondrial precursor. The record is from RefSeq and is a predicted model, not a curated record. The coding region runs from base 1 to 1692 and encodes 563 amino acids. Gene Ontology annotation, cellular component: methylcrotonoyl-CoA carboxylase complex; mitochondrion. Gene Ontology annotation, biological process: L-leucine catabolic process. Gene Ontology annotation, molecular function: methylcrotonoyl-CoA carboxylase activity. The transcript is spliced from 2 exons. NCBI's taxonomy places the organism in Eukaryota, Fungi, Ascomycota, Sordariomycetes, Ophiostomatales, Ophiostomataceae.